Molecule: messenger RNA, 1446 nt
Organism: Sorex araneus (European shrew)
Lineage: Eukaryota; Metazoa; Chordata; Mammalia; Eulipotyphla; Soricidae
Gene: TRIM10
Product: tripartite motif containing 10
Exons: 7
Coding region: 1-1446 (481 amino acids)
Molecular function (GO): protein binding; zinc ion binding
Source: RefSeq, a predicted model, not a curated record
AUGGCCUCAGCCGCUUCCCUGACCAGCUUGGCAGACGAGGUCAAUUGCCCCAUCUGCCAAGGCAUCUUGAGGGAACCUGUUACCAUCGACUGUGGUCACAACUUCUGCCGAGGCUGCCUCACCCGAUUCCUGGAGAUCUCAGGCUCGGACCCUGAGGAGAACCCCACCUGCCCUCUCUGCAAGGAGCCUUUCCGCCCAGGGAACUUCCGACCCAACUGGCAGCUGGCCAGUGUGGUGGAGAACAUCGAACGCCUCCGGCUGGUGCCCACAUCAGACUCAGAGGAGAGGGACGUUUGCAGAGAGCACAGGGAGAAGGUCUACUUCUUCUGCGAGGAUGAUGAGAUGCAACUGUGCGUGGUAUGCCGGGAAGCUUGGGAGCACCGGUCCCACACCGUGCGUUUCCUGGAGGAUGCAGCAGGGCCUUAUAGGGAACAAAUUCAGAAGUGUCUUGAGAGUCUAAGAAAAGAGAGAGAAGAGAUACAAGGAAUCCAGUCAAGAGAAAAUCAGAGGAUACAAGUCCUCCUGACUCAGGUGGCGACCAAGAGACAAAAAGUGAUUUCUGAGUUUGCACAUCUGAGCCAGUUCCUGGAGGAACAGCAGGGCAUCCUCUUAGCUCAACUGGAGAGACUAGAUGGGGACAUCUUGAAGCAACGGGAUGAGUUUGAUGCCCUGGUCACUGGGGAGAUCUGCCGGUUUAGUGCUCUGAUUACAGAACUGGAGGAGAAGAGCGAGAGGUCAGCAAGGGAGCUCCUGAUGGAUAUCCGAAGUACUCUUAUAAGAUGUGAAACCAGAAAGUGUCGGAAACCAGAAGCUGUGUCCCCUGAGCUGGGCCAGAGGAUUCGGGACUUCCCCCAUCAGGCUCUCCCGCUGCAGAGAGAGAUGAAGAUGUUUUUGGAAAAACUCAGCUUUGAAUUGGAUUAUGAACCAGCUCACAUCUCUCUGGACCCUCAGACAUCCCACCCUAAGCUUCUGCUGUCUGAGGAUAACCAGCAGGCUAAGUUCUCCUACAAAUGGCAAAAUUCUCCAGACAACUUUCGUCGUUUUGACCGGGCCACCUGUGUCCUUGCCCAGGGUGGCUUCACUGAGGGGAGGCAUACCUGGGUCGUGAGUGUGGACCUGGCCCACGGGGGCAGCUGCACCAUCGGUGUGGUGAAUGAGGACGUGCAGAGGAAGGGGGAGCUGAGACUGCGGCCGGAAGAGGGCGUGUGGGCAGUGAGGCUGGCCUGGGGUUUUGUUUCUGCUCUGGGCUCCUUCCCCACAAGACUGACCCUGGAGGAGCAGCCCCGGCAGGUUAGGGUGUCUCUUGACUAUGAGGUGGGCUGGGUGACCUUUGUCAAUGCUGUCACCCAAGAGCCCAUCUACACCUUCACUGUCUCCUUUACCCAGAAGGUCUUCCCAUUUUUUGGGCUUUGGGGUCGAGGGUCUAGUUUAUCUCUGAACAACUGA